Molecule: messenger RNA, 2111 nt
Organism: Myxocyprinus asiaticus (Chinese sucker)
Lineage: Eukaryota; Metazoa; Chordata; Actinopteri; Cypriniformes; Catostomidae
Product: OTU domain-containing protein 5-A-like
Exons: 9
Coding region: 270-1865 (531 amino acids)
Biological process (GO): protein deubiquitination
Molecular function (GO): K63-linked deubiquitinase activity; cysteine-type deubiquitinase activity
Source: RefSeq, a predicted model, not a curated record
AACACGACGAAGAGCAAGCGUCGGAAGUGACGGAAAAAGCGCUUUGUGGUUUGUUGAUGUUUGUGUCAAACUCUCGCUCGUUCUUACGAAAGAAAAGCCUCGAACCCCAAAGGAACACAGUCGUUUUGUAACACUCGUAUUUAAAUCACCGAUGUCAGGACGGGUGUAAUUAUUCAUGUGUCGAGUCAGACUGCUCAUAAACAAGUGAAAAGCCGUGUAUUCUGUCUGGACAACUCAUAACAACACAAAUCACAGCAAGCUGGCCAGCUAUGACAAUUCUCCCGAAAAAGAAACCGGCCUCGACAGUCGGUGGCGGCGAUCACACCGAUGAACCGGAUAGACGAGGCGGCUCUGAACCUCAUUCACACCCUCAUCCCCUCGGAGGACGACCGGGCCCGAGACCCAGGGCCUCUCCGCCGCCGUGGUCUUCCAGAGAGGAGCGGCGGAUAGAGACGAGCGCUCGCCCGCAGCCGGCCUCCCCGCAGCCCGGUCCCGCUGGAGCUCCGGUCGGGCAGUGUGAAGGCAGCGCGAACUCGGUUGGAGGUCGUGUUGAGUUACCGUGCGGCACAGGUGUCGUUGGAAGCUGCUUCUCGGGACCUGGACUCAGCAAGCGGAGACGGCAGGCGGUUUGCUCCAGCGGUUUGACAGGUGGAGGAGGAAGAGUGGGGGGAGGAGGAGGAAGUCCUGCAUCGGAACCCGAGGAAGGAGCAGGAGGCAACAACAGUGAGGACGAGUAUGAGAAUGCGGACAGACUUCAGCUUGUGGAUCCAGUCACAGUCGAGCAGCAAGAAGAAUGGUUUGAGAAAGCCCUGAGGGAAAAGAAUGGCUUCGUAAUAAAAAAAAUGAAGGAAGAUGGAGCAUGUCUUUUCAGAGCAGUUGCUGAUCAAGUAUAUGGGGACCAAGAUAUGCAUGAUGUGGUACGGAAACACUGUAUGGAUUAUUUGACGAAAAAUGCAGAUUACUUUUCCAGUUAUGUCACUGAGGACUUCACCACAUAUAUUAACAGGAAGAGGAAGAACAGCUGCCAUGGCAACCACAUUGAGAUGCAAGCCAUGGCAGAAAUGUACAACCGGCCAGUGGAAGUUUAUCAGUACAGUGUCGAGCCAAUCAACAAGUUCCAUUGCAUCCACGAGAACAACGAUGAGCCGAUUCGUGUCAGUUACCACAAAAACAUCCAUUAUAACUCUGUGGUGAAUCCCUACAAAGCCAGUGUUGGGGUGGGGCUGGGCCUCCCCUCCUUCAAACCAGGGUAUGCUGACCAGUGUCUCAUGAAAAACGCCAUUACGACCUCCGAGGAGUCUUGGAUUGAGCAGCAGAUGCUGGAGGACAAGAAGAGAGCAACAGAUUGGGAGGCCACCAAUGAGGCCAUCGAGGAGCAGGUGGCUCGUGAGUCCUACUUGCAGUGGCUUCAGGACCAAGAGAAGCAAGCGAGACAGCCUCGGAAGGCUAGCGCCACCUGCAGCUCUGCCACAGCCGCCACAUCCAGUGGCUUUGAGGACUGGAGAUGCCAUUCACCCUGUCAGCGAAGCUCCGCCCCCUCUCUAGAGCAUCCAGGCCCAGCUCACCCUGAACCCCCUGUCAAACCUCCUUCCCCAGCAGGAGCCUCGCUGGUUCUUCCCAAACCCCCCUCGCCCUGUGCCCCAGGUCCAAGUCAUCAGUCUUCUGCCAACUCGUCUCUGGUGUCUCUGUACCCAACCCGGGGGUACAGAACUAUAUUGCAGGAUAUGUCACCUACGGCCUUCGGUUUAACAGAUUGGGAAGAUGACAAUGUUCUGGCCUCAGUACUGGCUGCUUCACAACAAGAAUACCUCGAUAGUUUGAAGAAAAAUGCAAUGCACAGAGAAUCUUCUCCAGACUGCAGUUGAUGCACUGGACAACAUAGCUUGCAGCACAAACCACGGAGCAACACACUGUUCCCAGCUGCAUUUCUUUAUUUCAACACCAUGCAAUGUUUCUUCCUCUCCCCUCUUUAUAAAAUCAACUGUAUCCUGAUCUGUCCCUGGGGUGGGAAGCUAACCUGUUUUCCUUAAUUUCAUUAACUCAUGGACCUAGUUAGGUGCAUGUUUAAGAAAACAUUGUAAAAUGUAAUAUUAAAAAUAUCAUCUCAAUUA